Porites lobata is the source of this 36719-nucleotide messenger RNA. Lineage: Eukaryota; Metazoa; Cnidaria; Anthozoa; Scleractinia; Poritidae. The record is from the annotation of a GenBank genome assembly.
ACCCACUGCCCAAACAAAAACCUUUCCAUAAAAUUCCUAUACAAUGUUGUCAUAAUACAGUGUUUCCUUUUCCUAGGGAAGAUUUCAAUCUCAUUGAACGGGCCGUAAUUAAUCAAAAUGCUUGGAAAGUUUGAGACCAUCCAAUACUGUAAAAAGGGACCAGUUAAGGUAAUUGAUUUUAUAGGUUACAAUUGACUGAAAGAUCUUUUUAAACUAAAUUAACCGCAAUAUUGUGUUCGAGGUCAUAGCCUAUUCAUCGAUAUAUAUUUUAUAUACACUAAUUCAAUUAAGUUACUUUGACAGUUGAGGGAUAAAACGAAACAACUGGUGAAGUUACUAAUCUUCCAUACUUAAACAUUCAAAGAUAAUUCACAACUUCUCGUAACUAAUGAAGACGACGUUUAGUUUGGAGUUGCUAAUAAGUCGAUGUUUAAAGCUAACUGAAUUUAAGCGCGGUUUGGGGAAAUUAGUGGCCCCGAAAAUAUUCUUAUACUUUUAGUACAUAAAUGAUUUUCUUUCCUAGGCACUUUAAAAUGUCCAUUUGAUGCUAUUAAAAGCAAACAAUGUAAAGAAGAUGUAUGUGUUAAAAAAGUUUAAAAAGGGCUAUACUUAUAACUGAACACCGUCUAAACAUACUGUUUAAAACAUGCCCCCCUUCACCGGUCCCAAGCUCCUGGUCCCAAGUAAUAAUUUUAGAAACGCGGUUGCAGUUAACGCCAUUAACGAGUCGUUGAGGUAUUUAACAGGACCCACAGAAAUCGAAAAAAGUGUUAUUUGGCCUAGACGAUAAAGAAGAGGAUAGAAUAUGAAGUGUUGUUAACGUUGGUGUUUUAUCGUUUUCAUUGUUCCAGAGGACGCUUCCCCUCCUCAAUCCAUCUCGUGCCUUUCACACGUUUUUCGCGUUACGCGCUGCUACACGUAUCUUUUGUUAAUAUGCUCUAGUAAAUUGCCCCCUGUUAAGCAAGUUGCUUCGACUUAAGUGCCGAUAAAAAAUAAGUACAAGCAAAAAUAAUGAAUUGUGACAUUUUUUGAAAGGUGUUUUCGAUAAUACAAUUUAGAUAUGAUCACGACUGGCAAUAGAGUGGGCCCCUUGUGGAGUAAAACUACCCUCAUUUAAUAAAUUUUUCAAAUGUUUGAUCAUUAUGAGAAUUCGUUAUUUGAUGUCCAUUCAAUUUAAGAUCUUCAAACCAACCACUAGAGAACAACUCCUUUUAUCCCAUAGUGUCCUAAUUUAAUCGCGUUUACCAUUGGGUGAUCAACACAAUCAAAAUAAUUAUGUUGUUUUAACCUUAAGGUGGAUUUCUGCUGUCCUGUAAUUUUUAUGACGCUCGCAAAUAGAAUAGAGACAAUAUAUGGGAGGUCACGCGUAAACGUAAAAGUUGGACCUCGCUCAACUUUCACGUUUACGCUUGGCCUUUCAUACAUUGCCUCUAUUUCAUUUAUGCGUCGAAAUUUUACGUGCGUUUGCACGAAAAAAUUACGCAACAGUGGAAAUCAACCCUAAGUGAAUAUGUUCAUCAUCUCAAUUUUUAUUAUUUCUCUCUUGUUCUAUGUUAAUUUCUUACAGAAAUAUGACAGGAAAGGCACAGGCCUGUAACUUAAUUUAAAACAGGGACUAGGACAAAUUGUGACCAUAGCCUUUAUGUUGGUUUGAUUAGUAAUCAAUUCAUGUUAAACUGUAGUUAGCGACAAGGCUAGAACUAUGAGUGAAUGUUCCAGCGUUUGUUUUCUCAUGGCAAUACGCUUUUAUAAAAUUGACAUUUUUUUUUUCAUAAAUCAAAUCACAAAGUUUAUAAGUCUUCCGCAGUAAUUAAAGAAGUACUGGCUAAAUCAUUGCAUCCAGGAAAAUAACUAAUAAUAAUAAUAAUUAAAAAUUUAUAACGCGCCUUUUCCAUGCAAAUAUGAUCAAAAGCGCGUACUAUGGGACUAAACAAGAGCAUGGUCGCAAUUAAUGCAUCCUCACCUGAAACGAACGGUAUUUGAUUCUUAAGUCUGCUCAGCAGGCAGCUGUGUAUAGAUUUUGUUUUAAAAUUAAAUGCGAGUGGCGUCUCCUGAAUCUAUCGGAAUUGUCCUCUAAAAUAAAGACUUCGAGCUACUUCGUCUGUUGAUUUGUGGCUUUGUUAUCACUCAGUUUGCGAUUUUUACCGGUGUCAGUAUCACUUGAAUACUGCCCCAUCUAAGGAAGUCUUGGAUACGUCGCACUUUGCCAGUGGAACUUGGACUCCAGAUUCCAAUCGUUAAAGGGAUUCCGGAUUCCUUGAGCUGUUUUCUGGAUUCCAAAACCCAGUAUUAAGGACUGAUUCCACAAGCAAAACUUGGCGGACUUCCUUACAUGGGGGGGUCGUGCCAAAUUAGCUGAAACUGUUGCAAUUGAAAAAAACAAGGGAAGUUAUAUUUUUGUUGAAAGUCUGCAUGGAUAAAUAACUAUCCAGUGGAUAAGUAUUAGGAAAACCAAUUGCGCUAUCCAGUCGAUAGAUAUUUAUCCGAUGGAUAGCGUUAUCCACCUUUUGAACAACUGGGGCCAGGAAAAUAAUUGCAUGUUAUCAUAAUCUAUUGAUGCUUUGGAGGAACCCUGGAGGGGACUUUUAAGCUCAGUCCCUUCAGUCGGCAUCGAGAAUGAUUGGUUACACGUUUACUUAAAUCAACUUUGGAGUGAUUGGAAAUUUCAGAAAACAAAUUUUGAAAAACGCAACUCGCGGUUGAGAGUAAAACUUCAAUAAUAAUGGAUAAUAACUCUUCAUUUUAAUUCUUUAAUAAUAAUAAUUUUAUUCAACUUUAAAAAAUUAUGUACAUGAUUUACAGAAAUAUUUGAAGUCAGAAUUAAGCUAUAAUAAUUAAAUAACAACAAUAGUAACAUAUUUAACAAAGAUAAACCCGUCAGUUAAAACUGUUAUUAAAAAUAACAAUUAAAAGAUAAUAACUAUCAUAAAUUAACUAUUAAAAAAUGUAAAAACUGUGUACAAUGUCGAAGGAUAAAAACUAAGAAUUAUUUAACUACGUACGAAAAAUAAGACUCUAGACUAAAACCUCUUAAAGUUCUAUUAUUAUUCAUUCAAAAGAUUUCCCCGAUUCUGAUUGGCUAAAAGUACACGUAUAAUUCGCCAAAACAAGUUACUGAUGACCAAAUUUAGAAAAAUUUUGUAUUUAGCGAGGUAAUGACGUCAAAAAUGCAGCGUUCUUGCAGGUUAAGGCACCGUUAACCGAGAAGACCUGGGGACGAGGUUGAGUUGUUUUGGUUGUGAAAACAAAAAAUGGCGGACAUGUCACUCGUUUCAAGAGUAAGAACUAGGCGAAAUUAUUGCUAAAAACAUGGCAAGAACAGCAAGAACACAACUCGAAGGGCGACAUCUGCUAUUUGGAGAAUAUUUGCGGAGCUGAACAACCCUAAACGUGCACUAUCAAAGGUGAACUUAACAUCGAAUAUGAAUGAAUAAUAAAACAAUUAUUGAAUUCGGCUUUCGUAUCAUAUGAAGAAUAAUGGAGAUCUUGGAGGGUGUUAUAUCCUUCAUAAGAUACUCAGCCUCAUUCAUUAAUUGUUAAUUAAGAGUUCUAAAAAAUAAUAUCAUUGAGCUGUGUUUCAAAAAAUCACUGUAGAGUCAACUUCCUUAGGAUGCGGUGGCAAUGAAGUUAUUGAAAGCUUGGGCUUCAGUAUAAAAAAGUGCCUUUCUUAGAAGAUUUUUUUCGCAGUUUAGGAAUUGAAAUAAACCAUAACGCCUAGUGGAAAAGAUGUGAAGACUUGAUAAAAUAAUCCUUACAUAGAUCUGAAGUAAUGUUAUGGAGACACUUAAAAACAAAUUAAGUUAAAUAUACAUACUGUAAUAAUAUAUAAUAGAACGCAGCCUUAAGGGACUUCCAACUCAAUUGGCAUAAAAGUUGAUGUAACUUACACCUCAGGAUUUGAAGACAUGAUUAUGUUUUUAAUUUGUUGAAAAGCUUAAUUAAAAAUAUUUAAAGACAAGAAAGGUUGCCGCGGAAGCGUGUUUAAACCCGAGGCCGAGAGCUUGAAAAGGACUCAGUUUGUUGUUGAAAAUCUGGAAAUACAGUAAAAUUUAUGUUUUAAACUUAAACGUAGAAAAUAAUUGAUUUUCUUUCAGUAAAAGGCCUGAAAAAUAACAUUCUUAUAUAAACAAGAAAAAUGGGUACCGUUUUUAAGCCACACACCUCACAGACAGAGAGACCUGCCACCAGGUUUUGGAAGAGAAAAUACUUAUCGAAGGGUUUAAACUUCAAGAAAAGGUGAACAAAAACUUCAAAAGUUACUCAUCGUGGCAAAAUUUUGAAGGAGACGUUGUAAAAGCGCAGUACGCUAAUUUCAAAACAUCUUCGUUUAAUAGCUGUUUUCGCUUGUUAGCUCACAAGAUAAACUUAGAGGAGGAUAUUGGAUGGAUGAGUAUAGGCCGGCCAAUGAGUUGCCCAAGUUCUAAAUUUGGAGGCCUUAUUGUCACACCCUCACAAAAAUGACCUUAGUAAUCCCCCGGUUAGGACUUUUCCAGGGGUUUUAUUCCAAAAGUAAAUGUCAGAGUACGUGUCGAUUACGCCGUAGUUUUAGGAUUGGAUGGCACGUACGUACACAAGAAGUCACCACCUGGGAUGAAAAUUCGCGACAGAAAAACGUAAAAGAAAAAAAGAAAAAAAAGAUACUGAGCCGAAAACGUAAGUCGGCGUUGCCCCUAUGGGCCAGCCUCGACUAAAAAGUCCCAAUCACAAAAUAAACUCCUCUGGACAAUUUUUCCAUUCUUAACUAAGUACGCUGUGAAUAAUUUUUAGCGGUGUAUGUGUUUUUUAUUUAACACUUUAUACAACUAAUCAAAUAUGCCUUCCCCAGAACAAUCAAUUUCAAUCUAGAGGAGAGAAAACAAUUUAUAAAAAAGAAUUAACAACAAUACACUAUAUUUAAUAUACUAGCAUAAAAUUAACCUUGAUUUGCUCUUAAUUCAAACAAUUUCAAUUCCAUUUCAGUCAAUCAUGGCAAGACACUUACUGGUCAGUCUGGUGUUCCUACUGCUUGUAAUAGACUUGGCCUCGCCUAACGUCGUCGGUGAAAAAGACUCUGUAGCGGAAAAAAUGAUGAAUAAGAUAACUAACCAGGAUGUACACGACAAAAACGUUCACAAAGAAUCUCUUGAUGAGGUUUCCACCCUGGGUAAAGGACUCGAUAAGAGCUUUUCUACAUUAAACAACGAUGUUCCACUGCUGCUUACUAUCAACGCGGCUAAGAAACUUGCCCAAGGCAAAUGCAACUUGACUGUACCAUCAAGGAAUCGAAAAAAGGAGAGAAAAUCAGCCCUGAGAAAGGACUAUCAGGCCUAUCAGCACGGAGUCAAGGAUUUCAUUAGCGAUAAGAAGUGGCUCGAUGCUAAAAGGAGUGAAAAAUGCACCUCGUGCGUCCUGGAUGAACUGUGCAAAGAUUUAUCAGUUCUAGGGGAGCUGAGUAUUGCCAACCUACCAAAGUAAGUCAAAAUAUUGUAUAAUUUAAUUCUUUCAACUUUCGCGGAUUGUUAAAAUCCAAUUGCUCUGUUGUUAUGUACAUAUUUAUGUAGUUUUAGGCAAGCCUUUAAGCGGAGCUUCCACAACGAUUUAUAGAAAAGGCAAUAAUUGCAAUUUGAUAUACGCAAAUCUGGGAUUAAAAGCACGAUUCUCUCUAGUGAUUUAGAAUAGCUUGUUCCUCUAGGUUUCAAAAUAAAGCAGCGUAUAAUUAAAACUGCGGCAGCCCGAGGACAAAAUUUGAAAACAAUCACAAUAUUGCUCUUCAAAGCUGUUUAGGCCCUUUGGCGGUCGCCACUUUUGAAACUAUUGAUAGUAGUGCCAAUGUUAUACAGCCAACGUAUAUACUGAGUUCUAGCCGAUCAGGUGAGAAACAAAGCUCGUCCAAUUGGAUUCGCGACUGAUAUUUUUUUCAACUUUGAGAAAAGUAGUCCCUCCACUAAGGAUCCGCACGGCAGUAGAGUUUGAACCUAUAAAUUUUUCAGUCUUUCUUUUCCUAGUUGCUUAGUUACUAGGUUGUGAUUAAAAUGACAAGUACAUUGACUAUCAUAUCUUCAUCUUCUACGGUUAUUGUUACGAACACACAAAAAACCCAAAAAUGUUCCGGUCAUUAUCAAAAUAUGCGAAUUAUGCUAGCAGUGCUACGUUAUAAAAAUGGGAAAAAUUAUGUUAGCACAAUCUAUAAAACAGUGCACUUCAGUAAAGUGGAUCUUCCCCGGAUUCACUUUUUUUUUGGAAGAAUAUACCAGUUUUAGGCCAGUGCCUAACAGAUAACAUUUUUAUUCCACAUUCCCCCAACAGAGGUGAAAGAGAAAGAGCAUGCAAAAGAAAAAUUCUCAAGAAAGCGAUCGACAUCUACCCCAUAAAAGUGCAUUCUAUACAGUGUGAUUGGAAUACCACAUUUCGCACAAUCGAUGGAGCAUGUAACAACCUAGAAAACCCAAUUUUUGGUUCAGUCGGAUCAAAAUUCACACGCGUUGCAGAGGCUGAUUAUGGCGAUUGCAUCUCAGAACCUCGAAGAUCAGUGACCGGUAAAGUGCUUCCAAACGCGCGAGACGUUAGUCGUUUUGUUCACGGCAGCAAUGCAGACCGCUCAAACCCAAAUUCCAAAAUACUGACCCAUCUGGCCAUGAAUUUUGGACAGUUUUUGGACCACGACAUAACGUUGGCAGAGGCACAGGGACUUAACUGUGAGCCACCUGCCGACAAGAAGAAUUCUGAGUGUAUCAACAUUCAUAUUCCAAAGGAUGAUGCGACAUUCCGUGAAAGAGAGGUUGAUUUUAUUGAAAUGGAGAGAGAUGCCCCCCACGUACCAGUUUCUCAUUGUAAAUUAGUCGUUCGAGAGCAUUCGAACACAAUAACGGCCUUUAUUGACGCGUCUAACGUAUAUGGAUCAACUAAGCAGGUCGCUGAUUCACUUCGUGCUCCAGACGGCCUACUACUGGACAUGGAGCAUCCACAUGGCUGCCCAUUUAAGAACCUGCUUCCUGCCCAAACCCAAGGGUUUUGUCCAUCGCGGGAUCCAAACAGGCCAUGUUUUGUAACAGGAGAUAUAAGAAACAAUGAGAACCAAGGUGAGAUUAGAGCCAUUCUAAGCUUGCGACGAAAUCGAUAAAAUGGGAAGAAAGUUUUUUGGAGGGUAGGGGGGUAAGCAGAAACAGCAAAAAUUAGGGAGUUUGAGAUGUCACGACAACGACGGUAACAUAAAUCGGUAACAUAAAUGCCAAAAAAGCAAAUUGUAAUGUUUAGUUAGCAAAACAACAAUUUUGCAAGUGCCACACACGAUCACACUUCUUUGCCGUUAGUGCACGGCUACGAUAUUAAACCACGUACUCCCACAAUUAUAUGGAGGACGUAAACAAGCGAUCAACGACGAUAUGUAAAUUCUUUCGGCUCCUUUUUCUUAUUUGGUAUGGCUCUAAGGAAUUCAGUUUCAGGAGAGUUUGCCUACAUUUGAAAAUUUAAGAGAGUUCGGCGAUAAUCGCGAUUGAUUAAGGUUGAGAGAACACGAAUUCGCUUUUUUAAAAGAAAGUUCUGGCGUCGACGCAGUUGUUUCUUGAACUCCGUAUUGUGAAGCUAGCGUUGAAUGGAUCACAGUUUUGUCAUGAUACUUAACAAUUAAUGAAUGAGGCUGAGUGUCUUAUGAAGAAUUAUGGAGAUCGAGGAGGGUGUUAUCUGUCGAGGCCGUAGGCCGAGGCCGAUAACACCCUCCGAGAUCUCCAUAAUUCUUCAUUCAAAAUAAUUCCUAGUUUAAAAACAUAAAACAUGCUUACCUCCAUCGAUUCAUCGAUGUUAAAGUUCAUCUUCGAUAGUGCACGUUUAGGGUUGUUCAGCUCCGCAAACAUUCUCCAAAUAGCAGAUGUCGCCCUUCGAGUUGUCCUCUUACUGUUCUUGCCAUGUUUUUAGCUAUUAUUUCGCCUAGUUCUUACUCUUGAAACGAGUGAAUGUCCGCCAUUUUUGUUUCCACAACCAAAACAACUCAACCUCGUCCCCAGGUCUUCUCGGUUAACGGUGCAUUAACCGUAAAAAAAACGCUGCGUUUUGGACGUCAUUUCCCCGCUAAACACAAAAUUCUUCCAUAUUUGGUCAUCAGCAACUGGUCAUGGUGAAUUAUGCGUGUGCUUUUAGCCAAUCAGAAUCGGGGAAAUAUUUUGAAUGAAUAAUAAUUAAGAUGAAGGGUCGGGCUCCUCUCAGGGAGGAGAGGGGGAGGCAGAUGACUCUAUUAUAUUGUUUUGAAACUGCCUUUCAUGAAACACUCCGCGUGCAAGUGCGACGUCACAUAGUAACGGGUGAGAGCUUCUGGUCGCCUGUCCAAAUUAGCAAGGAAAAAGAGCAUACCAUCGCCUUUGAUAAAAUUUCAUUUUUAUCUUUAGGCUUUAGAAAAAAUAGGGGUUUUUUUCUGCAAAAAUCCUGAUUAAACUUUUCGGAGGAACGCACCAGUGCUAUCGCUCCAAUUCUGCAUUUGGACUACCUGUUGUAAGUAGGGCACUAAAUCACGGACUCAGAGUACAUGUACAUCAAUCGUAAACUUCCCUCAAGUAACAUAUGAAGUAAUUCUUCUUUUUCUUUCUUUUUUUUUUAACUUUAGCGAUAACGUUUAGUCUAAGUUUAGGUUGAAAUUAAUUUUAAUUGCUGAUACAUUUAACUAAUGUGCUCAGCUUGUUAGUAUUGAUAAAGGGCGACAUUAUUGCCCAAUGCAGGAGUUAAUUAUUAAGAUUAUUAUUAGAAAUGUAUUAUUACGGAGUCAUCUUCUUAACCCGAAAAAAUAAGCAGUUGAUUUAUUUUUAAACCAACAGGUCUGAAUUCGCUCCAUACUAUUUUUACACGGCACCACAACCGCAUCGCUACAUUUUUUGGUCAGAAAACUACCUGGGACGCCGAAAAGAUUUACCAAGAAACCAGAAGAAUUAUUGGAGCGCAAAUGCAAAUCAUAACAUACGGCGAGUUCCUGCCGUUAAUUUUAAGCGAACACACGGUAUGUCUCUGCAAACUACAAUCUAUUAAAUUCUGGUUAUUUUAAUUCUGAGGUGUAUUGUAAAAAAAAUUGACUGACUGAUUUUUUGAACUAGAAAUGUUUUAGAUUACUGAAUAUUUAUUUAGCAUAACCAUCACCCUUGACGCAGUCCCAAAUAUCAGCAUGCACGUCACAUAAUUUAUGCGGAGCAGUCAGAAUUACCGUAAAUGUUCGAAAUAUAGUGUCCGGGGGUCUGUUUUUCUUUAUAUUUUCUGAGUUCCGGAAGGGGGAGCGUUUAUUUUUAUUUGUGAGUUUCAAAUGUUGGUGGCAUUAAAAAAACGUGAACUUAAACAAAAUUGCUCAAUAGAAGGUGUUCUCUUAAGGCUUCACUUUACCUUGUUUUGACGAUAGAAAAUAUUAUGGUUAUCCCGCAGUAUCAAAGAUUAGGUCUAACGUAAGUGCAUGCGAUUUAUCUUGAAUAUUGACGCCAAUGCUGCCUGUUUUGGACGCGUGUUGCUCGUCUUUUUCAUGGGACCAACGUGAAUAAGGAACAAAAAGGCUGUCCGCGUGUUCAACCUUAAUGGGCUCCGCGCUUGAGCUCCGCCAUCAUACAUAGAGCACAAUCUAAAUGAAACAAUCCAUGUUUUGUUUCCGUUUACUACUCAAACAUAUGGAGGAUAUCACAUGGCUGCCCGGAGAUACGAAAUUUCUCUUGGAGUGCUAAAAACUAUUUCUAACCGCCAAUGUGCGCAGCGAACGGGUGAAAUAUUUUUUUAACACUAGGUAUUUCAAUCAGUGGUGUUCAUAUAAUUUAUAUAUUUAUUUCAAAGUGUCUCACUUUCAACACUUUUAGAUCAAGACAUUUGGACUCAAGCUUCUUGAGGGAGACCAGUUCUUCAAUGGCUAUGACAAAACAGUGGAUACGCAAAUGUCCACGGCCUUUGCUGUAGCCGGGUAUCGAUUUGGUCACAGUUUGGUUCAAGAGUUGUUCAAUCGGUUCUCUCAAGCUGGCUUUGAACACAAAUGCGAUAAAGGCAAAUCAAAAUUUCUGCCUAUCCCAGUAUUGGACUUCAAUAAUCCACAGUACUUAUAUGAUACUGGUAAAGGAGGUAUCGAUUCCAUUUUGAGGGGCUUAGUGAAAGACCCUGCGGGGAAAGCCGACGGGUAAGUAAAAUCACCUGUAUGUACUGUGCACUUUGAGACCCUUUUAACGAGCGUGCCUUAACUUUAUGCAGCUCUCCAUUGUUUCAAGCAGGUUAUUAUUUCAAAUACUAUGGCAGAGCAAGGCACUGAGGUGGGGCACUUCACAAUAACGACCUGCCUGUUCUAAAACGAUGGAAAGGUGUGGAUAAUGCCUCCUCCUUUUAAGAAGCUUCGGAGCUCAGGCAUUAUUCAGUUUAGAAGAGUGGGAAAUGUACCCAGUACGUCUCCGAAGCAAAAACGAAAAAAACAUGCAAGGCACUUAAGUCAGUGGGUGACAGUCUAAGUAAGAUUGGGUGUUUGGAUUAAAACGCAUCAGUCAUUUUCCUGAUAUCAUACGGAGAAAGGAUUAGCGCGGUUGGUUUAAGGGUGCCGCCUUCUGUGCGGAGGGAGCAUUUUUGAUUUCGAGGUGUGGCCUCAUAUCGUUCUUUCGACUUCUUUCCUUUCCCUGCCAGCUUUAAGUAGCUUUAAAUACCCGUAAAACGCAACACUGAUGAAGAGAGGAGGGGACGGGGUUAAAAUGUCAGCGCACCGUCGGCCUCUGAGGUUUGUUAUCGAGAUGACUAUUUCGAGCUACCGACGUAUAAUAAGGACUCUUUACCCCUUUACCUUUAAAUUCAUACCGCGAUAGCCCGAAUCAAAACAUUUAUUGUUCAUUCAAAAUAUUUCUAACCUCGAAAAAAAAAUUAGCGGUAUGUAAUAAAUUUCCUUUCCUCGUAACAUCUGCAUGUUUUUCGGCUGUUCGAGUAUUGCUUAAUACUUGAGCAAAAAUUCUUCACAGCUGAUUGGUUCCUUGGCUAUUGGCGCGUGGAAAAAUUUAUGUAUUCCUUUAUACUGUUUGAAUUUAAAUAAAAUUUGCUGUUGAGGCUGUUGUUCAUUAAUUUAACUAACUCGUGAAAGCCUCCACCACUUUCUUCAUCCAUAUAGAACACUGCAAAAACAUCCAAACACCGUUACGCGGUUAACCGUUUGUGUUGUUAGUCCAUUAUUCGAAUGUUGUAGAUCCGAUUGACGUUGGUUGUAUCAGAGAGCUGCAGUCUUCCCAAUUUGAUCAACACUAGCUGGUCAAAUUAAGAUUUAGCUGGGGGAUUAAAGCCAAUCAGAAAAAUAAUUUUUAAAAAAAAACGCCUCAACAUGCCUUCAUGUUGAGGCAAGUGUCUUAUUGGAGAAACCGAUUUCAGCUUUAAUUUUACUAAAAGUCAAGCUGUUCAUUCAUAUAAUACAAGACGCUCUAAUGAUAUUCGCUUACCCCUACCCAGAACAAACUGGGGUAAACAAACUUUUAUUUUUCACGCCGCGAAAGACUGGAACAGCCUUCCAAAUGAUUUAAAAGAGUGUAAUAUUUUAUCUAUUUUUAAAUCCAAGUUAAAAACUUUUUUAAAAGAUCUCAGCUAAUUUUAAACCUUGAUGUUUUUUUUGUAUAAUCGAUUUUAAGAUUUUAAAUUUUUAAAUUUGUUUUACUUGUAAACAUAUUUUACUUUUUUCGUAAUUAUUAAUUAAUUAGUUAGAUUAAUGCAUGAGGGCCCCACUGAAAACCGCCUUGGCGAGUUGGGCUCCCUCUAUAAAUAUUAUUAUUAUUAUUAUUAUUAUUAUUAUUAUUAUUACAAGGGAAUGAGGCAGAUCUCGGGUGGUGUUAUGUGUAUAGCUGUGUAUAUAAACACUCCCAGCCGAGAGAUCUGAUCUACAAGUCACAAAAAAGAGCGAUAAACGGCAUUCAAUAAUUUUUAAAUAUUCCAUGUUUUUAUUAAGUUUCUUCAAUGGAAACAAAAUAUCCGUGUUGCUAUUUACGCUUUCCUCCCUAACUGUUUUCACUGCCAGUGGUACGACGUGUCUGUCCAGCGUCUUGCGUCGCCCGACGCAAGGGAAUCGAAGACAGUCUUCAAUCCAAAGCCCAUGGUUCUUGAUUCCACAAGCAAAAAUUUCUCUACAAGCAAACUGAGUUCCCUGCAUCCCCUUACACGAGACAAUUCGCGCGUCGGGGCUAUAGCUAUAAAUUUCACGUACAACUGGAGUGAGGCUGCAACACCGAACGAUGAUUUAUAAGCUUUCAAGUUAAAGAUUAAAAGGUUCAAGGUUUUUUUACAGUGGAGAGUGCAUUUAGUUUAUCCAGCUAGUCUACAGGCACUCCGCUCAAAUGAUUCUGAAAAUGAUGGAAAUAGAACAUAACGGGAUUAAAAACUCCAACUGGCGGGAGGCUGCACUGAGUUGGCUAUUUACAAGCGUUACCGAGGUUUUGAACUCGGGAUGACCGGGAACAAUUGCAGUAAGUAGCCAGAGCCGGGGAAUCGAACCCGGGACCGCCGGAUUGCGAGGCCGAUGUGCUGACAACUCGGCCACGCUGCCUCUUAAUACAGAUCUUAACAAAAGAGGAAUACUUCGUGAUUGUCACUAUUAUUUUUGGUCAUUUAGGAGGUUUUCAAGCUCUGUACAAGAAAACCUGCGUCGGGGUGAAGGUGAUCUUUCUGACUUAGUGGCUAUUAACAUCAAAAGAGGACGUGAUCGAGGAGCUCCCGGUUACAUCAUCUAUCGUAACCUUAAACUAUGUAACCUUACAGAAGUGAAAUCGUUCCUUGACUUGGAAAAAAAGGCUGGAUUUUACCCAAAGGACGUGGCCAACUUAAAAAAAAUUUACAAGGGAAGAAUUGAGGAUAUAGACUUGUUCACCGGAGGUUAGUCUUGAGUAUUAUCACAAUUUUAAUGAUUCAGUUUCUGUUUUAACUAUGAGUAACAUUAAUAUUCCGAAUAUUACCCGUCUUGCUAUUAGUCAUGAUGGGCAUUUAAACUGAUAGGACAAAGCACCACCCCUAAGUGAAGCCGAUGUUUUGUAGACUACGACUGGCCGAACCGUUUCGAAAAUGAAAACUGAGAAAAAGACCUCCGGUAAAAAAUAUCUGUAUUGUAUUAGGUGUAAUUAUAUUUACCAUUUUUAUUUACUUUAGCAGUGAAAAACAGCGAACAGAAACACAUACGCCGUUUCGUCUGUAUAGCUAUACUACCUGCAAACGAGACCCAGGGGCGGUCAGUUGCGUCAGGAAAAACAGCGGGGAAAGUUUUCAAGAACGGGCGGGAGAGCCCCUGGGAUGUUACUCUUAAAGUGCCUAUCACCUAAAAUUUUUUUAUUUUCUUACCUGAAACUACACCUUAUUGAAAUAACUUCUGCGAAAAAAUUUUUCGAUUUGAACCAAAGACGAUUUUUUCAGAAUUUUUUAAAAACGUUCAAAUUUGCCGCCAUUUUGGCACACCAUUCGUCUUAGUCUUCUUUCGGGGUAUGACGUACUUUAAGGAACACGUAACUUUAUCUACAGGAAAACAUUAAGAGUUCUGGUAGGUUUUUCUGUUUCAGAAAAACUUUCUUCGUGCGAAGACAUUGUGAUUCAAGCUUGUAAUUGAUCUUUUUUGUGUACAGCUAGUAAAGGAAAGGUAAUGCGAGUUCCUUAAUUUACGUCACAUGACGUCAUAUAUGAACCUGCUAUAGUUUGCGUGAUCAGCGGCGCGGGUGUACCGCAAAAAUGUCGACUUCAAAAAUUGGUUAAAAAAUCGCGUUUUGUUGAAAUGACAAAAUUUUUUCGCAGAAGUUAUUUUAAUAAGGUAUAGUUUCAGAUAAGAAAAAAUAUAAUUUUAGGUGAUGGGCACUUUAACGAGCAAGCUUGUACGACUCAUUCGAAAGCUUGACUGUGAUUGAGCACAAAAAUAUUUUUUUGUGCGUUAUCAGAGGCCAGCAUUUAUCGCACUGCUUUCGUCAUCUUAUACGAAAGAGUUUACAUGUUUACCUACCUUUUUGUGCCCAAUAACAGACAAGCAUUUGAAAAUAAAAGAGUCGUAGAUCUGGCUCUAAAGAGUAGCAUCCCAGGGGCUCUCUUGCCCGUUCUUGAAAACUUUCACCGCCGUUUUUUCUGACCAAACGGACCGCCCCUGGGUCUCUGAGAAUGCUCCCAACAAUGUUGGAUGUUACAGAAUGAUUUUAAAUACAAAAAGAAUUCACAACUCCUUUUGAAGAAAUUUCGCCGCAAGAGCCAAACAAAUGCCUUCAAAAGUUUCAUUUAUCGACAAGAAAAAGCGACGACCUCGGCCGUUCGGUCAUUGCGCGUCAAAACUGUAAUCGUUUGCAACAGUAAAUGAGUUAAAAUCAUCAUUUUUGUGCUCAAUAAUAUCUCACUGUUUUGGUACAACUAAAACAAUCAUUUGCCUCAGUGUCGGUGGCUAGUCAUGUUGGGAGUUGCUGCGUCCGCUGGCACGUAGCUUUUGAUAACCGGUUAGAAUAUAAAUCUACACAUGACUACCUUUAAUUUUCAUUGGCUGUCUAAUUGUCCAAUUUUGACCUGUCCGAUAAUAUGAAGCUUCUGCUCGGACAGUUCUGGGACUGGAAAUAAAGCUUUAAUAAGCUAUUAAGCCUCGUGCCAGAAGUCGGACGCAACAUUAGAGAGAUUUAGAGCCACGUUUACGCCAAGCGGCAAACGCGGAAUUUGUACCACGUGAUCAAGUUUUUCCCUAACUGUCGUUUGCUGUUUAUUACUUCUCAAAUUGUAUCUGGUACAUGCCGUUUGCCGUAAACGUGACCCUAAAUCUCUCUUUAUAUUCUUUGCCAGCAACUCCUAACAUUAGAAGUUAAUGGUAGAUGUCGCUUCCGUUUGCAAACUUAGCUGUUACAUGGUGUUGCGAGUUGUUGGGAGUUGUUUCGCAAAGUUUGAAACCGGACAAACUUUUAGCUAACGGACGCAACAACACCCAACAAUGUUUGGAGUUGUUUGUCAACAAUGUUUCCUCCGUUUGCACGAGGCUUUAACGGCUGUUAGAAAAAGCACACGCACGUCACGCAUUUCGAGUAUGUUGUUAUAAUAUUGACUGAGACGGUUAGAAACCGAAAUAAAAAUGACCAUUUUCCAGUCUUUGAGAGAAGUUUUAAGUUAAGCACAUGGAAGAUUUCGGUGGCUCUCUGAGAAAGUAAAUUCUUAAUUUAAAUAGACAUGUCCUAAAAUUUAAAGUUGUUUUUAUUCAAAUAAACAUAUUUUUCGAUACAAACCCAAGCAGUUUUUACCGAUAAACAGACUGGAACUUGGGAAAGCUGCCCUUUUUCUAUGGCCUCCUCCAUAUAAUUUUUUCUACUGUAUGCAUCUGCAAGGUAAGCUUUAUCUGCUAUUCGAUUCUUUUUUAGGAAUGCUGGAAGGAGUAGACCCUAAAGGAGGAGUCCUGGGACCAACAUUCCAAUGUAUUGUAGCAGAGCAGUUUAAACGCCUCAAAAUCGGAGAUCGCUUUUGGCAUGAAAACGAGGCUAACGCAUACUUAAACACCGACAAGACAGCAUUCAACCAUUGCCAGCUUCGAGAACUCAGAAAAACACUCUUUUCCAAGAUAAUCUGUGAAAAUAGUGAUGACUUUCCGGCUAUUCCCAGAUGGGCCAUGAAACAAUCUAAAAUAAGAGUGUCUUGCGACGCGCUGCCAAAACUCAACCUUGAGGCAUGGAUUCCUAAAUGUGAAUCAGAAUGGAAUAUUUGGCAGGGUAAACGUUGAAAGUGUGGGUUUGAAAAAUCUUUUCAUUUAUCUUUAUCCAAAGGUAAUAUAGAUAUAUACCGAGCACAAUUCCCGCCCUUACAACUAGCUUUGAGUUCGUUUCGUAGUGUUUAUCCAGGGGACAGGGGCACCCAACGUCAAAUUUUAGAAAAUAUCUGUUCGGAAGACGAUUUGAGAUCUAGAAUUUCCGGAACAUUUGUUUUAAAAUUUUUUUGCUGGUCUGCCUCUCCCAGGAUUUUCGAACAUAUUAAAAAAUGGUAUAAUAAUUGCCCGUUUUUAACGGAUUUUCACCCUAAAAAGGUCAACUAGAAUUUUCGGUAGCCAGUUUUUUCUGGCUGAAACUUUUUGGAUCCCUAUAAUUUUCGGAUCACUAGUCUUUCAGCUAGGAAAUCCAAACAGAUGAAAAAUUUUUAGGGGAUAGAAGUAUCCCUAUAUCUACUGUUUAAAUACUAAAAUACGUUCAACAAUUGUUUAAGUGGUUUUUUGAACCAUGAUAUUCUCGUUGGGUGCCCGAUUCCUGCAAACUUACAGUGUUUGUAUGGGGAUAAGUUACUAUCCUAAAAUUUGUAAGCAGUAUCAAACAAACUUCAAUAAAACUCUCUCUGCGGUGUAAUUUGUUGUUGUUACCCUUAAUGAUCACACGAAGUUUGUUGUUAAUAUGUCUUCCAUACAACAAGCCCUCAAUACAAUAAAAUGGACCAGGUAGGUAGCAAGAGAUGAAAUCUUAAAAGCCGCCAUUGCUCCCUUUUCAACACCACUUUUUCCACGAAAUUCGGAAUCUAAUGGUAAAUAAACACGCUAUAGGCUCUUUAAAAACGACUGCCCCUGAGAUAUGGAAACCAAAGAAGCUUCCCCAGCUAACAAAACGAAUCCAACAGACUUGGUAAAACCCGAAAGAGAGCUUUAUCCUCUCUUAAUUGUAAAACUUGAGGGCAAAUUUUAGGGACUAUUUGCAAUUUUAAAAUGAAUGACUAAAUAUUUAGCUAAUAACCGAGAUCUGAGAUCCAAAAAAGUAUUAAGUGAUGUCAGACAAACGAACUGAAAUUUAAAAUUUCUAAACUGAAAUUUAUAUUACACUUGACUACGAGAUACAGGUUAACGAGGGGGGUGAAUAGGGGUAUGCAAAUCCGCCGAGCCGUUAUGAUUUAUUAACCAAAUCCGCCGUUAAAUUUUCACUAUGAAUCCGAGAUCCGGGCAAAAAUAUUUAUAUUACAAGCAGAGUCCAAAAUCCGGGACCAAAAAAUAGAUGAAUCCGCAUUCCGCUGCAGUUGCAGGAUCCAGAAAUCCGUUAAAAUCUCGCUUUGAAUCCGAAAUCCGGGCAAAAAUAUUUGCAAAAUCCGCCGAUCCGUUCGCCUAUUCACCCCCCUCGUUAACCACCCCUUGACGACUCGAAGACCCUCCAUUGCACAAAACAACGCCGCAAGAACGGCUCUAAAUAAACAAAAUGAAUAAAUGUUGAGGAAAACAAAAUGCAAAAUGUUCUAUAGCCGAACCUUAUAGACACCUCCUUUCAACAUAAUAUUAUUGAGACGACUUUCAUCUCGAUCGAAUGCCUUCCAACUACCUCAACUUUACGAUUGAUUGAGUAAUUCAUUGAUAAUUAACGUGGACACCUUUUUCGCUCUUUACUCAGAUGGUGUAAGUGCUCUGCGGCUUAACUGUAAUUAUGCUUGUUUGUGGACUAGGCAAUAUCAGGUUAGAAACUAAAGGCAAUACAACAAAGAUCAUUUUGAAAUUGGUUUGAUUCCCGUCACGACAGCCACCCCGCUGAGAUCUAAUGUUAGGAUGAUUUUUAUGGACAAGACUACCUUCAAGAGCAAGCGUGAAAUAAUUAAUAAAGCUGAAAAAACUGGCAUGUAUUUGACGUCUUAUUGUGCUGACGUCAUUUAGAAGGAAAAUUAAAAAAGGAAAUUUCAAUCAAGCAAACUUUAAUCAAGUUCUCAUGGCAAGGAAACGAAACUGUGUAUUUACUAACCAUUACUUGCAAUGGUUCCUACAAAUGUAUCCGAUGUAUCUGUGUAGGUUUAUCAAGAACUCUACAUACAGUGUGAAACAGAAUUCACCUUACCUUUUUAUGGGCGUGACUAAUGAAAACUAUUAGAAGCAAUACUCUCCUGUAUGCUGUUUACGCCCCCGCUACCUAAAAUGAAUAAAUCUAAUAAGACUCCUCCAGGGUUUUUUCAACUUUUGGCUCGGACCUGCAGUAAGCGAAAAUCCGACCAACACGGCAGUGUAUCUUUCCAGUAGUUUUGAUUCGCUCACUGCUCUUCAUCAAAAGUCAAAAAACCCUCGGAGGGAAGGGUCUGGAUUCGUAAAGACCAAUGAAUCUUGAAAGUUUCAUAUGGAUCCAUCUUCGAAGAAACCUGUUGACAAGUUUGAUUAAAUUGAAGGUUCCUAAUUGAAUGCUUUUAUUGUAAAAUGCAAAAAAAUUUUAAUCGUUAUUAACCCUUUAAGUCCUAAGGGUGAUCAGCAUCAAAUUUCUCCCUGUAAUAUCAAUGCUUUGUAAAACAGAAUGGUCAUGAGAAUUACGGACAUGAUCACCCAAGAUGAAUUUGCUUGAUAUUUUGUCACCUUCUCUCCACUACUUUUGUAGGAAAUGAAUAGAGGCAACAAAUGAGAAUCAAAAUUUUGAUCUUAGGGUGAAAGGGUUAAAAGUACGGGCAAACUGGCGAUAAAUAUAAGCUAAGGCGGGUAUUGAGUAGCUUUUUGAGACCCUCUUUCACUGGCGCAUGUCGGUUAAAAUUUCUGUAUGUCUUGCUAUCGCUAAAACCACAGAGUAAAAGCUUCAAUUUUGUUUUUAUUUCAGUCAGUAGAGAUCUUACAACUGCUAACAGACAUGCAAUUUGCACUAAAAUAGCAAACCUAGUAAGUAAAAGGUGAAAAUAUGUGAGUCGCUACUCAACAGCUUUAGCUUUGUUUUGUUUUAAAAAUGGUUAAUUAAAACAAAAAAAUUAAAAUAUUAAAUACCUGGGCCAAAACUUUGAUGUCUAAGUAAAAUUUAGAAUACGUGUUCACAAAGACUUUACGUCAGUUGCCUAAAUCAAAGCCCCGCCCGGGAUCAAAGCUUGUCAGCUGAGCGGAUAAUAUACUGUUUCACUAGUCACGGUUACCUGUUAGCAUUGUUUAAGUGCUCAAAACAGUGAGAGAUCGAAGACAUCAGUAUAAUGCACAUGUAUGCAGUUCGGCGUUACUUAAUGAAAAAAAGAGCUGAUAAUAUCAACUAAGGAAAGAUUUAGAAUCUGUACGACGAAACGUGUGAUCAAAUCAAGGCCGAGAACACUUGUGAGAACUGCGACAAAAACUCAGGACCUUGUGCCCAAGUUAGCGGUAACUUGCUAAUAGCUAUACUCACGAACUAUCAUGGUGAUAUUGCUUAAGCUGACUAACGAGAAAUUGCUAAAUGAUUAUUCAUUUUAGAUGUCACUUUCUUCGUUCUUGCACGGCUCUUCAUUACGAAAAGUGAUAUAUUGUCACUGUAUUGUAACACUGGCCAGUUCUAUAUUUAACAUAGUCUGAAUAGCCAUGAUACGGAUUGUGUCUUUCAUUGAUGUCAUAUGACGACAUAUCUAAUAACUAUUCACUCAUCAGGAUUGCUACGGUUCGCACAUUAAUCACGGCGCGGGUGUCUCCCUUCAAAGUUAACUUUACCUUUUUUUCUUGAGAAUUAUGAUACUUCCCAAACCCCUUUCCUCUUAGCUUUCAGGAUCUAUUUGUUCAUGUCCUGUGUGGCCAAGACGAUUUAUAAGUUCUUAGAGACGUUUCGCAUCACCGUAGAACUUGUCAUAUCGUUUCUCAUUAGUACAGUUCAGUAGCUGUUUCGUUCAAAGGAAAUGCUCGUUUUGCCCGUAAGAGUUUGAAAGGGUCAACAAUAACACUCAUCAACAGUGCAUUAGACCUGGAUUUCGCUGAUAACACUGAAAAUCAGUGGGUUUGGAAUAGAGCAUUUCAAUCUGUGAACAGACUGAGCGGCUUCUAAGAACAUUUGAACAUUUCAUGAACGGAGAAAUAACUAAUUAAAUAAAGAUCAGUCUGGUAAGUUAUCACUUCACUUUUUUGCACAGAAAUUUGCAAUUGUUCAAAGUUUCACGAGCUCCAACACAACUUCAGUGCUGUUCGUGUCAUCCCUUUCCUUUUGAAAUUCACAUCCAUUUUGGUACGUUUUGUGUUGAUAACGUGAACUUUAUUUACUAUGCCGUGAAUGUCCUGUUUCCAUCUCAUUCUACAAGGCCGGGAACAGGUUUUGUUCUUACCUCCUAACUUUAUCUCCCUUCGGACUGUCAUUCUUCAGAGGCCGAUUGAAUUUCGCUUACUACUGAUGAAUCUCCCAAUAUGUUCUGACCACUCUAAAUCUUAAGGAUUAAGUUAUAAUUUCACUUUAUUAAAUUCCCACUGAGUUGAGGGCAUUUUUUGGCAAUUGAACAUGAAACAAAUUUCAUUUCUGUCAAAGUCCCGCGUCUUACAAAAGGAAAGUGUCUGUCGGAGUUUAAAGAAAUGGGAGAGACGACGUCAAUCCAACCUCGUUGAUAAUGUGCAUUUUAGUAAAAGUAAUGAAUUUGCGAACUUUUUUUUUUUCAUUUCAAGAUUAAUGGAUGCUCAGUGAGAUUGCUAAACAUGAACAAAAGAAUUACUAAUCAGAAGAGCAUAUAUUGGUUUCAGUGAAGUUCCGCAGGAAAAAUUCUACCGCAUCGAACACUGAUUUGCCGGCCGGAUUGUUUGAUUGUUGAUAAUCCUCGGUCAUUAACCAUUUUUAAUCAUUACCGCCCACAGCCAAUAUCUUUGCAGAAUAAAAAAAAUAUAUAUAAAAAAGAAAUAUAAAAUCCAACGCAGUCCAGUUUCCAGCUGGCUUGCAAAGAUAGAAAGAGUAUCAAUUGAAAGUAUUUUAUAUUCUAAAGAAGGAUUGUUGUCAUGUUUUUCAAAGCACACUUCUCUGCACUACAACACGGAAAAAGGAAAACCAAAGACCAAAAGAAGUUUACUUAAAAGCUGUAUCGUGCUUACAUCAGCGUAAUUUUACCGAGACCUUCUCAGUUGGGAUCGAGAGAGGCACUGGAAGAAAUGAUAGUCGCUAUCAUUCCUUCCCGUCCCUCUCUGGCUAUUAAUUCACCUUACACUUACAAUAACAUUUUAAAUAAUUCACUUAAUAAGCCAAAACCCGGUUGAUAUGAGAUUUUAUGGGGGCAAUCAUUUACACAAGAUUGAACAAGCCAAGGUAGAUUCAAACCGUAAGUAACUAUCUGACCCGGAAAACCGCUCUUCGUCCACAUGCACAGUCAUGCAAGUGUUAACAAUUGAGCCAUCGGUCUUACACCAAGUCAAUCAGUAGAGUCAACAACUCGCUUUUCAACGCUUAGCUAAUCUAAAAAUUGAAACUAUCAUAGGUCAAUUGAUCUACAUCUAAUACAUCAUCUUAACCUGUCUGACGUGUAGCUAUAAACAUGCAAGCUACGCCAAAGCGUAAUUUGUCAAACAAGGAUGGUGUUCAGUCCUGUUUUCUAAACGCUUAAUGAUUCACUUAAGCCGCAGCCGGAUGCAUUCAAUAAAGAGUUUGCCAGAUACAUCUAAAAGUGGAUUUUUUUCGUUGAAAACAUUGAAAAAUCAGCCUCAAUGAUUAUGAGGUCUAGAGAAAAACAACUACUAUAAACAUUUCAUGGAUGAAAAUAUGCUCCACAGAAUAUAUUUCAUAGAUGGAGAAACACAAUUAAUAGUAAUACGUGAUUUUUUUUCUUUUAAAUGUAUAAGCUUUAUCGACCGUAUUUUGAUUAAGAAAAGAUUUUGAAGCCCAACAAUUGAUCCUACCUCAAAAUCAGCCCUACUUAGUAAAAUGUAAAAGUUAACCUCUCUCAGCCAUCUAUGUGCUGUUUGUGUAUGUCGUUCGCCUAAUUGUCAAUUGAAGUAGUUUGAAAUUUCCGCCUAUUUUCAUUUUCUUUUGAUAAAAGCAAUUUUUAUCCACUCUGCGCGCAAGCUUCUACACUUUCGUCGUUACCUCAUAACGUCUGUUACUGGCUCCUUUUUAUGUAGAAACGGUUGUCCCGGGAAAGAGGCCUCUGUCCCCAGUGUCUCCCAGCCGAUUCAAUUUUUAGCGAGCAUUUAACAAUGUGAGAAAAAAUUGACACCUUUGUCCCGAGCCAACAGCUUACGCGCAUGCUUCGCCUUGUCUUAUAUAGUCGCGUUGAUCAUUGACAGAUUUGACACUCCUGGGGCUAUCCAUAGUGUUAAUACGGAGAAAUUAGUUAAUUGGCCCUACGGAUCGGAAGGUGACCUUACCAUCGAGGGGAGACACGGCAGGCGAAUCUUCCUUCCCGCCAAAACAACUUUUCGUUUCGAUCUCAUGUAAACAGUUCGCAAAGGUUUGUAGGAAAUUUAGGAAACGUUGGCUCACCCAAAGUAGCUCGGGUAGGCUAUUGACGCUUCUACUCGUGAUGAUUCAAUCGGUUUAUCGGUAGUAAGACCUUUAUCCGUACAUUUUUUAGGAUAUUUGGAUGUUCCGUGCAGUAUAGUUUUUCCACGUCCUGGUGCAUCCAGUAUACUAAACUAAACCGAGGGUACACAGCGACUAUGUAUUGUAAACAGUGAGUCACUGGUUCAUCAAUUGCAUCUGACCCUGUCAACUUUGUGAAAUUUAGGGCACAAUCGAUUCGGACGAAAGCCGCUCGCCUGAGUUGUCAGUUCCAUAAACAAUCUUCGACCGACAAUAAAAAAUACUUAAACAAUAUUAAUCAAUUAUAACUUACAUGCAAGCAAAUUUAUACUAAAUCCAUGUUUUGUUUGUUUGUUUGUUUUUUUAAUGAAAAAUUAUGGUGACGAAAAACUAGAACAGUCCCGGCUCAGUUUAAACACUCAAUCAUAAUGAACACGUUACGUAAUAGCACUCAAUGUGCAAUUGAUAAAAGUACAGUAAGCAGCUUUAAAGAACAAAUUUAAACUAUGUUUUACCAAAAAAAACUUUUAAAUAUGUUUAAGUUUUGAUGUGAAUGAGGCUCUGGUUAACCCCCUCGGUUGAGAAUCACUGACUGAAGACGAAGCAACACUACCUGCGUCUAAGAAACGUUAACCACAUUGAUUUGCGGUUUUACACUUUAGUUGAAGUUUAGUAAAUUGUUUGAUUUCCUUAAAUCCCUCUGGUCAAUAUUAACUCACUGAUAUUGUGAAACAUAAAAAUAUUAUGUAACCAAUAAUUGGUUUUGAAUUUGCCUGUAUUUAGCGAUAGCCAAAAUCUGCCGCACCACGUUAUAUAACUGAUUUGCAAGUUUAUCUGUUUCUCGGGCAUUAAUCCUUUCUAACCACUUCUCACCUACAAGACCAAUAUCUUAGUAAAAUAACUGAAAGGGACAUCACCGACAAGUGACUUACAUAAGAGCCCCAUGAAACUGAGCAAAAAGACGAUAUCUCGAGUGCUUCGUCCAGUAAGACAUAAGACCAAUAAAACAGAGAUCCUAUACAUUUGGUCAAUGCCACGAAUUGGUAAUCCACAUUACACAAAAGUUGUUUUGGAUCACUCACGUGACUAGAGCCUCCUAAAAACACGUCACUAAAACGUAGGAACGUCAUUUACACUGCUUGGACGCUGUAACGAGGCGGGUUUGCUCGUUAUCGCUUUUAAAACUGACCAAUGCUGUUUAUAUCCUGCAAAGACUUUUGCGUCGUAAUCCGCUGAAAAAACUGGCGAACUCGAAAACCAAGACCUUAAAAAGUGUUGCAUAAAAAUGCUUCUAAAUAUGGUAACCCACUUUGUAUGAAAGAUAGUAUCUCUUUAUCCUCCAAGAUUUUGUCCAAUUUUGUUCGGAAUCUUUAAAAAACACGUUGCAUCACAAUGAAAGUAAAACUCGUUUGCAAGGACGAAGCAAGACACCGCAAGCGAAACGAAAAAUAGAAAUAUAUGACAAAUACAUUUUUAAGAUAACGAUGGAUUCACUUCAUGUCAUUUGCUACAUUUUCCUCUAAGUUUUCCUUCCUUCAUAGGUAAUUAAUAACAUUGUAGCCCCCAUCCCCAAACUUCCGGUUGACAGUAGGUUAAAGUCCUUUUUACCCCAGGCCCGAGGAAAGAUUAUUCAGCGAAACGACAUAAUUCUUCUUGAAUUUUUCACGAAGAAAGAUGAAAAUCCAGUAUUGUCAUUUCCAUGUAAUUGUGCCAUAUAUCAGUUGGUUUGCCUGUUUCGUUUCAGUUGAAGAUCGUGUUACGUAACGUAUAGAAUAGACGUUUUAGUUUCUGGCAUUUCGAACGAAAAAUGGACUUUGCUGGAUAAUAAAAUGUAAAAAAAUGCAAACAAGCAAUCAUCACCCGGUGUGAUGCUAAAACUUGUAGUUACUACUGGUGAAUUUUCAGUAGAUGGCAUUAACCGUUCAGUUUUCGAGGUCUUAAAGUGAUGUUUCAAGGGACGAUUCGCAACUAUGAUUUUUAGCGCAACACAGCGUUGCAACAACAUUGUUGCGACAUUGUUUCAAAUGGUUGCAACACUGUUCCAACAUUGCAACGCUGUGUUACGCUAAAAAUAGUCGUUGCGAAUCGUCCCGUGUAACAUCGCCUUUAAAGGUUUUGAGGUCUUGGAGGUCUUGGUUUUAGAAAUAGAAACAAACCUACGCAAUAAACCCACCCCGGCUUCCGGUAGGCAGGGAAGACAAAGAAGGAUUUUGAACACGCCCAAUAAAACCGUAACAACAAUUACAGGAAAAACCACAAACCGAAAGGAGUUUAUUCAAAUCUCUAUCGGUAGUACUUACAUCAGGCGUAAUUUUCUCUUUCUAAACGGGGAAAGUUGAGGUUUUUAAUCUGCUCCUGCACAUUAGCAAACAUAUUUCUAAGACUCAGGGACGAAAAUCACACCAUCGAGCACUAAUCGCAGACGAGUUAUCUGUGACCUUGAUUGUUGAUUGUAGUUAAAUUUUACAGUUGAUACCGCGCAUCGCCUUUGUCUUUCCCUAUACUGCAUGCAGAAUCGAACAAACCGUCAUUGGAUCAGCUGUGCGAUCGCGUUACAAACCUGGUAAAUAUUAUCCAACGCUCCGGAAAAACAGCUGAAGGUAAUGAUUGUCCACGAGUAACAACUGCCUCGCUCAGAAAGCUCCGCUUUCCAAGAUGUUCGUUCCCACCAAGCAUUGGAAAAUAUUUCACGAGAUUUGUAACACAAUCGCAUUACGGUUUGAUAGGUCAAGUUCGUCUUCGAUUCUACAGUAAACAGAGGCGAUACUCAACUGUAAAAUUUAACUACAAUUAAGGUCACAAAUAACUCCUCUGCGUCCAGUGUGCAUCAGGCGCCGCGUCAAGGAGGACAUCACAAUCAAACAAAGACACCUUCUCUGAAUCAGGACGAAGGACUGGACCUCUGGGCCAUGUAGAAUAUAUAUUCGAUUUGUUUUGAAAUUGUUAAUCUGGGUUUUGUUUUCUAAAUAAGUUGGAGAAGGUAGCUAGAGCAUUUAAAGAAGAAAAGGGGCUCUUGUAAUUUAUGAUUGAUCUCAUUUCCCGUCGCCCGAACUCCCUGCUGAUGAAAAAAUACUGUGAUCCUUUAAAUUCUUCAUCACAGAACUUAGUCGAGUCCAGUUCGGUCUGUUAUUAUACGAUUGAUUAAACACUUAAUACAGAGAUAUUGAGAAACAGGAAAAAAAGAUUGCGUAUAUUCCGCCUAUCGUGGGGGAGCUAUUGGUUUUGUAAUUAGCUAAAAUCUGCCUCAUCACCUUACAACAAUGUUUUUGAAUAAAUAAUUUGCUUGCUCGUCGAUAACUUGUCGGUCAUGAAUCAUUUAUACCCGUUAUCGCCCACAAACCAUUUGUGAGAAUAAAGAGGAAAACAAGUUAGGAUAAUAGAAAUACAUCCAACUUCUUACAGCUUUUAGUUGGCAAUAACAUGAAUAACAUAAAGUUAUUUCGACAAAGGGGGAUUAUUUUAUGGUUAAGUUUCACCACCGUACGUAUACAUUGUACAAUGAAGCCACUAUUUCAGCAAUACAUGUAGCAAAGUUAUUAGAACAGGUAAAAUUGAAAUGGCACGCUAAAUAAGAAAACUACAAAGCAAAUUAAAGAAGUUAAAGAAGCUGAGAAAUCACAGAAGUUUAAUCCGGAUCUAAAAACUUAGAGAAGAACUUCCUCAAAAGGUUUUAAAGCGUGUAUCACUAUCUUGGGGGGUUUGGAAGGUUUUUUACACGAAUUCGAAAUGGCUUCAAAAUCCCACAAACCCUUCUAACCCGGUAACCUCUUCGACAUAAGUACAUCUGUAAGUGUUUACAUGAGACCUAUAAGCUCUCCCGAUCCUGGGUCAACCUUAGUGAAUAUACAACUCGUUGUCUAUAUCUAUGUCAAUAGUGAACAGGGCUCAUAUAAACUCAUAUUACUGUCUCGUCAAUAAGGACUGUUUGUCUUUGUAUACAUUUCGUGAUAGCUCUAUACAUCACAAGAUCACAAUAUCUGCGGCUUAUUGAUCCCUCUAUUUCUUUAUUGCUGAUUGUCUGUAAGCGAUUGUUGUUCCUGCAACUAUAUCUAACUCAGAGACACGAAUUUUUUGUCUUUGUUUUUAGUAGACUGGAUCACCUUUCGGAGGAGCAAACAUUUUUCCCAAGAUAUUUGUAAGGCUCGGGGGUAAAAAGUUCGGAUGACCGCGUUCCAUAUGUCUAGGAUAUUCUGAAUUUUCUACUAGCUUACCCAGAAUUUUGUUACCUAGCUUUUUUUUUUCUUUUCUUUUUUUUUUUUUUUUUUAAAGCAUGGAAAAACUAUUUGUGACACCUCUGACGCAUUUUGAAUCAUUCGGUCGUUUGACUGCCCCUGCUAUAAUUGUCGUGACCCGUUCAUAUUAACAGGAUGUCUAAAAUGCAUGCAAUUAAAUACUGGUUUCCCGCUCCAUUAACUACAGAUUGCAGAAAUUUUAAGAUUAACCACCCACAAUGUGAGCACAGUUACUGACAUGACAUAUUACUAAGGUGAAUAAAUAAAUGUAUCCCGUUAAAUUCUUAACUCAAUUUUUUGAGGUACUGAAUGAGUCAACAAAAACGCGCGCGCGACUCAGAUAUUAACGUUCGUCUUACCCCUCUGCCGGAGUGUCAACGUCAGUUGCGCCAAAGUUUAAAGGGACAAUAGAAUUGUGUCUUUAAACGUCAAACUCGUUAAGAUAAUUAAUACGUUAAACAUUAUUUCCUCAACUGUGUCGCCUCCAAUGAACGAUAUCUUCUAGUAUUGAACUCGGUAUUCUGUAUAUCAAAUCCUCGUACCAAUAUCCCAAACAAACAGCCUUUUGCACGCGGUGUUAUAAAGACGAAGUCGACAAACGAAUUAGCAAAAGUAAGAAGGCAAAUAAGUUAAAUCGUUUCAUUAAUAAAAUAUAUCGUUCAGUUGUUUCGCCAUUGAAACAAGUUUUUUUCGGCCAACUUAAUCGCCAUCAAAAAAGAGCGUGUCAGCAGAUAUCAAUUGGCUAAUGAGUUUGUUUGAAAAGACAAAAAAGAUUAAAGAUCAUUAAUACCCCUCUUUCGUCACAAAACAAAUGAAUAAACAAAAUAUUGCUUUUAACAGUCCUCUGCUGUUUCCGUAGGUAUACCUGAAAAUAGCAACCAGUUCACGUAAGUAAAGAUAUAAGCUUAAGCGGUAAGAAGACCCUUUGUAAUAUUGCUUUUGAGGUUAUUCGACACCGAGAGACUUCCCCCCCGCCUUGACAAGAGGUAGUCAGAUAAAAAUGAUAUAAAAGGAAGAAAGUUGCUCAGAUAACUUCACUGCGAGCAGCAAGCUCACUAGAAAAGAUACCGAGGCCUCAAGUCAAAGGAUUCUUAGACUGCAGUAUCUUGGUUUCUCUACUAAAGCUUCGAUAAGGUACUUAUUCAGAAAGUUUUCUCUUACAUCAUAUCCAUCAAUGUUGGUAAAUAAGUUGAACAACUUUUAGUUAAAUAUUGCACUUAAGCAUAUUCCAUGAACUAAAUCUAGACCGGCAAUCGUUACUCUUUUUACGAAGGCACUAUGCAAUUUUUUAUUCAAUGAGUCAACGUUUACGAAGAAAGAUUGUUGUAAUCGAUGUUGUUGUCUCUUUUCAAGAAUAAUUUAAGGUGUUUAGUUUCUUAAAUCAAUGAUGAAAACUCAACUCAAUUAGGAUAUUCUCUUUUUCGCUCGUACGAGUCGUCUGAAAAAGAAUCUUUUUAAAGCUUUGUUAGGUUUUAUCUUGUAUAGUUUUGUUCACACCUUCAAUUUACCCAUGCAUCGGUUGUCUUAAAGCAUUUAACAGAUAUUUUAGGUCUGUUAGCCCUCAACAAAUCGUUCUGCUGAAUAGUCAGAGUGUCAAACUAGCUUUCCAGUGGUCCUGCGAUUCAGGGUCAGUUCACUAUGACCAAUUGAGCUAGAUUUACUUUAAUUUUGGUCGCUGCGAGUUUAAAUCCUUGCCCAUGAUUGUAACCAAAUGGCCGAUUCCUGCCACGUUGUUUGACCUAAUAGGUUCUAUUUAAAUUAUUUCAGUGAUCCAGAUUAUUUUAGUCAGCGCAUGUCACUUAGUGCAAAUAAGUUUCGCAUUAUUUUACAAGACAAUACUGAUUCAUCAAAAUAUCCAUUUUCUUGUCUCAACAGUCGGAAAGGGAGAAGCAGUUAAAGAGAAAAUGAAAGCAACAAGGUAUUAUGCUACCUUUUUUACUUUCACCUAGGAACACAGGGAAGAAAUAUAAGAAACUAUAGUUAACUACUCAGGGGCCGACAGUCACUCUCUGCCUUCGAAAACCUAACAUUUUUUUGUCCCUUCAUUUACAGGCUUAAAAAUCUUCCCGGUUUAAUGUAAAUUUCUCUUACAGACAUCACUUUUUAAUUUACGGGCACAAUACUGACAAAGCGAUUCCUGGGGAGCUUAUUUGUUAGCGGAAAGCUAUUAUCUGCGCACUGUUUUGUUCACAGUUUGAGUUAGUCAAGAUACCAAAAGCUCGACGGCGAAAACGUCACUUAAAAAGUGAAAGACUUCAUCGCUUUUAUUCCAUCUCGUUCAAUUUUUCAAAUGCAGGCGAGAUAUUUUUUUGGCAGCGGGGAUCUUCCAUAACGUAAAAAUAGAAAGUUUCAAGUCGUGCUUGUGCGACAACGUCAUACCAAAGAGCGUCGGAUACAUGCACGUGCAAAGUCGUUGUUUUGCGAAUCUUUCUUGUUGCCGUCGAUCGAGAUUAUUACGAAUAUUCAACUGGUAAGGGUCUCGAAAGAUGUUAAGAAGGAGUUGUUUAUAAGGAUGUAAUUAAAAGCCUGAGGUUCGUGUGCCACCUUUUUCCUAUUUUCAACAUUUUGAAGUUGCCUGUGAUCUAUUACUAAACAGACACUCCCCAUAACUGGGCCAAAUUCUAUUUGAUAAAUAGAACCAAUUAUAGACAAAUGUGGUCAGUUGUUAAUAAUGCGGACACAUAGCUCGGUCCCUUCAGUUUCCUUAUUACGUGAGUUUGACUUGUAUUCUAAUUUAUCAAUUCACUACUUUCACAUAGACCAUAAUGCACCUUGCUUAGCCCCUAAAAUUUUGCAUAACUCUUGUUUCCAAUUUCUCCUUGGGGAAUAACAGUCGUCCCGGGGAAAUCCAAGACACUGGUUAUGCAAGAUGUUGGGGAAAAACAAGGUGCAUUAUGGUCUAUGUGAAAAUGGUAAAUUGUUCAUUGCCCACCUAAAUUGGCACAUCAACAGUUCAGAGAUCUUAAUCUUAAUUAACGUAAUUUUGUUUUGUUAUUUAAAACUGACACUUGAGAAUGGAACUGAAAAAGAUCAGUAUUUUUGAAACUGCACCACUGACUGUCUACAAGUCUUUCUACUGGAAUCCUUUGCUGAGUUUAUUCUUGACUGCUUUUACGUUUAUGACUCCCAGUCACUGUUACAUUUUUAAUUAUUGCCAAAGUGUAAUCAGCAUACCAAAGUUCAACUAUUCACAAAGUUAAAUUGCAUUGGUGCGAGUUAAAGGCCCUUUGCAGUUAGUCAUUGUACAAAACAGCCAUGGGUACAUGUACAUCGUGGGCGCUUUCCAUUCAACGAAAACGUCCGGUUUGAAAUUUUUGGCAACUUCCAGUAGCGAAUGGAACAGCAUUUUCCAAAAUUUCCAAAAAAGAGCAAAACCUCGCGAGGUAUACCCAAAUUUUCGAAAAUGUUUUCCCGGAAGUUUCCUUUCCAUUCAACUUUGCUCCCAGAAUUUCCAGAAUUUUCGGUUGAAUGGUUCGCAUUUCGGAAAUUCAACAGUUUCAAGAAUUUCCGGAAACUUUUCCGGAAAUUUCGGUACCAUUGCCGCUGUUUCCAAAUUUUCGAAAGUUUUGGUUGAAUGGAAAGUGCCCCAUGUAAAAUGGUAACUUGCUUUGUUUGUCUCACUCCAGUGCGUCCCUUCCUCUCCAGCAUGGCUGUUUUGUACCACGUGAAUGACUAUCCGUAAAGGGCUUAUUCAGAGCCAUCCAAGCCAGGUGUUUCGAAAAAAUAAAGUGGCUUUAACACAAAUUUGGAAUUUAAACUUGUAAAAAGUGUGCGUGUUUUACCCUGAAAGCUAAAAGCUAAAAGCUUCAAGUAAAAAGUGUGAUAGUCCUGAUCCAUCAAACAAGAAGUCCUAAAAAUGCUAUAAGCCAUAUCCAAAUACAAUAAAAACCGGCGACUAAGAAACUGGUUGAAUCCGUUUGGUUAAAAUUUGCCAAUUAGGCCCUCUCUAUACAAGAACCUGUUUAGCCUAAAAUUUGAAACAGGUUCUUAUUUUCUAAAGUCUAUGAAAAAAAAUUCUGUACACGUGGGUAAAUAUUAAGAGUGUAAGUCGACAUUAAAUAUCCUGUUUGGAGACAUUAGUGCCUUAUUCGGCUCCAACUGCAAUUGUAAUUGUAUGCAGGUUUUACCUAAGGAAUGAGCUGAAUACCGCACAAUGUAUUUUACCUUAGAAUAUAAGAACCUAUUUAACAACCUAAAUAGCCUACAUUUGUACUAAUUACCAUUUACGUGAGAACCUGUGUAGGCUAACUUGGGACAAUGCAGGUUCUUAGUCGCAGGAUUAAGGUAUCUUAUUAGGUUAAUUUUAGAUUUCCGCUCUCUUUGUUUCCAUUUCAGCAUUCUCUUAUGCAUUGCUGUUAUUGUUGGCACUUACGAAGUACGCCAAGCAUCGUCUUCUGAUGCAGCAGCCAAACUGGUUUUGAAGAUACUGAAGAAUAGAGCAAACUGCGAAACACCCCUUAAAACGGCUUUAGCAUGCCUACAACGCAAGUAUCGCACAUUUGACGGCACAUGCAACAAUCUGUGUAACAUAACUCUGGGAUCCGCGGAACAACCUCUGGAGCGUUUACUGCCAGCCGACUAUGAAGGAGGUCCCGAUAGUCAAGCACCACGAAGUUUGGGAGUUGAUUUUAAGCUACUUGCAAAUCCCAGAAAAGUUAGCGCUGAAACUUUGGAGAACAAUGAUACUGCGAAUAUCAAUGGCACUAUUGUGAAUUUUACCCACCUGACAAUGACCUGGGGACAAUUCCUAGAUCACGACGUCACCUUAACAGAGCUGCCUGAAGGCUUAGAUUGUGGGAUAAACAAUGCACCCUGCAACGUCAUUCCUGAAUGUGUUAACAUAAAAAUCCCGAAUGGUUUAGAACUGUUAUUUAACGAUUCUGUACAAUGCAUUCCUCUUCCCAGGUCUGUGAGAACCCCAGAUGGUAACCAGGUCAGUGGAGUAUUUAACUUUUUCAUAAAUAUCCAGUGAUACAAAGAGUAGCAUCUAUUUCAUAUGGUUUCCCACAGGCAGCCCAAGCUCAGUACGAGAGUUUAAUCAUUAAUGCGUGUGGUAUCCUAUUGCGUAAUCCUCAAAACGGUCUUGAACUUAAAGUGCUUAAGUGGAAAUUAGGUAAGAGAUUCAAGAAGAUCAAUACUCGCCGGAUUUCCAACAAAAAAUGCUUAACUUUAUUAAGUUAGUUAUUGUUUGCUUUCUGUGUGGUUUUUUUCCCGAUCUGAUGCGAUUUUAGGUGGGGAAACACAGCGAUGGAAGAAAUAAAAAAUUGCUAAAUUCGCAUCAGCACACAUGAAGCAUGUUAAUAAUUAAAUUCUCAUACUGAGUUUGGGCUGUCUGUGGAUUUCCCAGAGUGGGAAAGUUUUCCAGACGCGAGAACCCUUAAGAAUAGAACACAAAGUAGGUUUUGAGUGAGAGUAGGACUAAACGUUUUGAGUAAAAGUUAUGCAUAAGCGAAACAGGCCAGACUUGGCUGCCGUUUCGGCGAACAUCUUCGAGGUGUUGAAAUAGACGUAUCGAAACCAGUAGCUCCCACUUUAAUCUUACAAAUAAGGCUAUCCAAAACGUGGUAAUCAUCUGCAGUAUCACAUGGCACUAACAAAAGACUCCAGGGUUUGAAUGACACUCAGAGUCCAUGGAAAAGAUUUAUUUACUCGCAAAGCAUACACUAUUAUCAUUCGAUGCAAAUUUUUAUUCCUUUUCAUUUGCCUAGAGCCCAGCACGUGACCUGCAAAUAACUGCCAACAAAUAAUGGUCUUCUCAUGCGAAAUGUCGUCCAACCGUGUUUGGCUGCAAAAAAUCUUUUGCUUAUGUGUAAAUGAAACCACGCUUUUCUCCUCCUUGCAAUCGCUCUUCCGUUAAAAAGGCAGAUUGCUUCCAGUCCAUGAGUUUAUUUAUAUUUAUUAAUAUGUUCAGUACUCAAACUCGUCUAAUAAUUGUUAAUUUUAUUUUUCAUUUGAAUCUCUUAUACCAAUAACGUCUUUAUUAUUUCAGAUAAAUAUUAUUACCGCUUAUGUUGACGGGUCACAAGUGUACGGAUCAAGCGAUGAAUUAGCUAAACAGCUACGAAGUCCCAAAGGCCAUGGACUUCUAGAUACGGUGCCACUGAGAAACAUUGGAGGCCUACCAAGACUUCCUGAUGCUAAUGAGGAAGCUUUCUGUAGAUCUGGCAAUCCAGAAGAAAAACCUUGCUUUAUUGCUGGCGAUGCUCGAGUCAAUGAAAAUCAAGGUAGAAACGACGUUCGCUUUUUAAAAAUCUUUCAAAUCACCAAUCAAAAUUCAAGUCAAAAGAAUACAGUUAUAUUAUUUAAAAUAGUAUCAGUGAAAGUGCCGCCCAAGACACAUAAUUCGUUUUGUGUGUUUUGUCAUCUUUGUAUUCGUUUGAUUCAUUUACAAUCACUACUUAUUAAAGAUAAAGGGAGAAAGAAUGAAUGAAUGAAUGAAUGAAUGAAUGAAUGAAUGAAUGAAUGAAUGAAUGAAUGAAUGAAUGAAUGAAUGAAUGAAUGAAAAGAAAACUAAAGUCAGAGAUAAGAUAGAAUGGAAAAGGGCAAGAUAUGGCUAAACUAAUUUAAAAUGACCUUUAAAUCAAAGUACAGUUGAACCCCGCUAUUUCGAAGUCCCAAGGGAAAUGGAAAAAAGUUCGAAAUAGCGGAUCUUCGAAAUAACCGGGGAAGCGAAAAAGGGAAGGGUAAAUCCAAGGGCCUUCGAUCUUCCUUCGAAAUAACGGGGACUUCGAAUUAACCGAGUUCAAAAUAGCGAGGUUCGACUGUACCUAUUUAUGAUCGAUGAAACUAGAUACCUCAGGUACAAUUUGUACUGUAACAAGAAAGGUUUGACUGACAUGUACGCGUAGCAUUUCAAGGCGCUCACUUAGAAUAUAACCUGCGAACAGGCUCCCGAGUAAAGCGGAGCAAAAAAAAAAUCGGCGAAGGAAGCAAGCCCAUGUGUGCAGGAAUGUUAUUAAAGCCGGUGCAUUCAAACGUAAAAAAAAAACUAAUUAAACAAGUCUAAUUACCUUAUUGACAUAUUUGUUAGAGGAUAAUUGCAAUUGGAUGCGCUACGUAGAUAGAUGCAAACUGGUAAGAAACUGGACAGUAUUAUAGUAAUUAACUAACAAAUUCUAAAUUUUCAUUCAAAACUCGUCUCUUAAUCAGCAUAAAGGAAUAACCGUGGAGUAAUUUUAUUGCAGCUCUUAUGGCGAUGCACACUUUGUGGGUCCGCGAGCACAACCGUAUUGCAACAAACCUUAAACUACUCCGUCCCUACGCGGAUGACGAGACACUGUUUCAAGAGGCGCGUAAGAUUGUAAUAGCAGAGCUUCAGCAUAUCACCUAUAAUGAGUGGCUUCCAGUAUUAUUCCCCAGUAAAGAAUUGGUAAGAACUUUAUCAAAGUACGUUAAUUAUAUCAGCACCUAUGAUGAGUGCUCUUACGGCCUCUUGAACUAACUUGUUCUUCUGUUGAUAAUCAUUUCACUAAAUAUUCUUAGGCAUUUAAUUAAUUUAACUGAUAGAACGUACUGUGGUUUAGAAUUUGACUUCCCUAAAAGCAUACGUGAUGGGUAAUGGGAAAUUAAUUUCCUGGGAGACCCAAAGUUUGAUGAGACUUAAGAACCGGUGAACCAAUUUCAAAUUUUUAAGUUUUGAAUUUGAAUUUUUUUUUUUUCUUAAUUCAGUCUCUACUAUGUUAUUUGAAAUAACGUUUUGGCUAUAAAUCUCAGCUUUAGUCAUAUUCUUGAGAUGUUUUUAAGUUUAAUUUUACCUUAACCGUUCUUCGAAAAAGGUUUCGUACUGAAAAAGAGUCACUGUGUGACUGUCAGUUCAAUGCCAAAAAAAGAAAUGUUGACCAGUGCAGACAAUAAGUUUUUUGUUACAAUAACAAAAACCGCAGUAAAUUUUAAAAUCAUUUUAAAAAGUUUAAAUAGUUUAACUCUCACGGAGGAAUUCGUUCCUAAAUUUUAACUUCGCUUUAAAAUGAAAUACAUUUGCACUUUGUCUAGUAUUUUACUGAUUCGCUAAAAAUGCUCUUACUUAGGAACUGAUAAAUGCGUCAUGUUGUCAAAGUGACAUUUUGCAUGAUUCUUACCUUUGCAAUCAUUUAUUCUUUUAUUUCUUUCUUUCUCUUCUAAUGCUUGGCCCAGCGUGCACGUAUGUUGAGCUCUAACUCAUUUUAAACAGAGUCUAAACUAAGGGGGCCUCAACGGCCACUUAACUGAUAACUGAUCGGCGAGAGCACACACAUUAUUUGCGUCAUCCUUGCCCCGACAUUUAACACAAGAGAGCGCAUUUUAAAAAUGUUUUUUUGUUUCUUUUUCAGAGAAAACAAUUUGGCGUUCUUUUAAAACCUAAAGGAAAAUUCUUCACUGGAUAUGACCCCGAAGUGAAUGUGCAAUGCACCAACGUUUUCUCUACAUGCGCCCUGAGAAUGGGUCACAGUUUAAUUCGCGCCGUUUUUGAUUUGAGAUCAGCCGACGGCACCUUUAGUCGAUUUAGAGGAUCUGAUCGGUCCCUGCCUAGAGACAUUCGUUUUGCUGAGCCAGUUGACUUCUUCAUCCCAGAUAGGUUUUUUAAUAAAAACGAACAAAGCGUCUUUACAAGAAUUUUGUUCGGGCUGAUAUUUUUAGAGGCUCAGACUCCUGAUCGGUAAGUAUAGCGCUCUUUAACCCUUAAUGAUAUUUAGACUGGGCUUGAUUUAGGUCCCUAGGACUCUAACUCCAGCAGUGUCGUAUUUUUACUGACGCAACACGCUACCAACACACCAGCACUGCCCUGUCCAUUUCCUGACCCAAGCAUAUCGGAUCCAUGUAACCAAGACUGCAGUUGUAGCUUCCUCUCUCGCCAAAGGUCUUCACAGUCAGCCCGCAUGAAGUUCAAACUCCCAUCGUUUGAUGGUGACCCUUUUUGGCAUUCUUUCCGUGUAACGUUAUGUUCUUUUAUACUCCAUCAUACCCUUUUGUGUCAUACAAUCUUAAUAGUCUCAUAUGGUUAAAUUUUCAUGACAACGCUACAUGACUCCCUCAUGGUGUGAACAUAGCCUACCGCUAUGUUCACACUAUAUCUAUAAAUAGCUCUUGCGUCGGCACGAAAACCAUACCGGAUAGGGCUUCUGUUCACACUUAAAUUUUUCUAAUGUGGUCUAUCAUGUGACAUGGAUUAUGUCGGUUUCACUAAUCGACACCUACAUCCACGCAUCAGCGAACACACAAGCUCAACUCGUUGAUCGGAAGGCACAUCAUGUGAAAGAACAUGGGGUCGAGAAGCCAACCCUCACGGACAAUUUUUCGGUCCUCUACGAGAUGCUAUUUAUACAAAAACUCAAACCAUCACUGAACAUGCAAUCGGAUUCGAUUCGCGCCAAGCUUUUCUAUUAAAUACAUUUACAUAGGCUGCAUUCAUUUGCAGCAUACAACGGUAUACCCGUCGCAUUUGCCCAAUGGAAUUUUUUUUUUAAAGCUCAAAAACAAUAAAAAAUUCAAACGGGCAAAUGCGAUGUAUAUACCCGUAUGCUGCAAAUGAAUCCACCCAUAACAAUGAAGCACGCACGAAUGCAAUCUCAUUUAUUCAAACUACACCUCUUUUACAACUUUGAAACUUCACACUCUUGAUAAUGAUGUUCGAAGCAUCGAAAAGUCAUGCAGGUAACGCGUUCUUAAGUUCAAAUUUUCUUGUUAAAUCAGCUGCAACAAGCACUGAACUGACUAUCGGACUUAAGUACAAAAUUAUUUUUAGUCCCCAGAUGGCCUUGUAACUUUCUUGAUUUAGUCAUUGUUUGUGGACAACUGCUCCUUCCUUAAUGUAGACGCUUAGUAUUAGAAAGAUGAUUUCUCUAAUAUAAUAGAAUCUCAUUCCUUUUAUAGUAUCUUUGUGAACGCUAUACGCGAGCGACUCGUCAUUGAAGGCAAUAUCUUUGGCGAUCUCAUGGCCAUCAAUAUUCAGCGUGGUCGGGACCAUGGCCUACCAGGUUACGCCCAUUAUCGAGAAGUGCUUGGAUUGGGAGCUGUGAAUUCUUUUGAUGACCUUUUGGGUAGUUUCACUCCAGAGCAGCUUGCAAAAUUUAAGGAAGAAUACAAAAAUGUCAAAGAUAUUGAUUGUUUUCCCGCAGCCAUAUCAGAGAACCCCAUGGACGGAAGCGUGCUUGGAAGCGUAAAUACCCAUAUUAUACUAAAGCAGAUGGGAAAGUUUCGCUCUGGUGAUCGCUUUUGGUACGAGAGAGAUGACCACUUGACCGCCUUUACGCUCACACAGCUGGAUGAAAUAAGAAAAGCUACUAUGGCUAGAGUCAUGUGCGACAAUCUUGACGGUGCCACCCGCAUUCAGCCUUGGGUAUUCAAAACAUUAGAAAGCGGCCAAGAGGUGGUUGACUGUGCAGACCUAGAUUACGUUGACCUGAAAGAAUUCAGUCAAGGUAACUUUUAUCUAUUUCCAGUAUUU